Ilex paraguariensis (yerba mate) is the source of this 357-nucleotide messenger RNA. The record is from the annotation of a GenBank genome assembly. NCBI's taxonomy places the organism in Eukaryota, Viridiplantae, Streptophyta, Magnoliopsida, Aquifoliales, Aquifoliaceae.
AUGUUGAGGAGGAACAUAAGAUUGAGGAGAGAGUACCUAUACAGGAAGAGCUUGGAGGGCAAAGAGCGUUUGCUUUACGAGAAGAAGCGCAAAAUCAAGGAAGCCUUAGAAGAGGGGAAACCAAUCCCCACCGAGCUCAGAAACGAAGAAGCAGCCCUUCGCCAAGAAAUCGACCUUGAGGAUGAACACACUGCUAUUCCAAGGUCAACAAUCGAUGAUGAGUAUGCAAAUGCAACAGAAAGAGACCCUAAAAUUUUGCUAACCACAUCCCGCAACCCGAGUGCUCCUCUUACACAGUUUGUAAAGGAGCUGAAGAUUGUAUUCCCUAAUGCACAACGAAUGAACCGUGGUGGUCAG